This is a messenger RNA of Episyrphus balteatus (marmalade hoverfly), 1400 nucleotides long. RefSeq lists its product as uncharacterized. Bases 32 to 1153 code for a protein of 373 amino acids. NCBI's taxonomy places the organism in Eukaryota, Metazoa, Arthropoda, Insecta, Diptera, Syrphidae. The record is from RefSeq and is a predicted model, not a curated record. The transcript has 2 exons.
CUACUUUAAUUUCAAAGAUAAAAUUAUAAGAAUGAAAACUGGUUUAUUUAUGGGAUCAUCUUUAGCACCAAUUUUAGUUGAAUGGGUUUUAGAUGAAGUAAUUCAGGAAGCAUUUCAAAAAAUAGAUUUUGUUCCACAAUUUUGGAUGGCAUAUGUUGAUGAUCAUUUGACUGCAGUUCCAAAAAACAAAAUAAAUAUGAUCAAAACAGCUUUAGAAUCAUUUGAUGGCAAUAUUCUUUUUACCUAUGAAACAGAAAAUGUUGUAACUAAAGAAAUAAAUUACCUGGAUUUAACAAUUAAAAGAAAUGAAGACGGCAGUAUCAUCACUAACUGGUUUCAUAAACCGAUAGCUUCAAAUAGAUUAAUUAACUAUUAUUCAGCUCAUCCAAUUAAUAUGAAAUAUAACACUGUUAAAAGUUUUAUUAGAAAGGUGUUUUCAUUCAGUCAUAAGAUUUACAUGGAAAAUAACAUUGAAAGAAUUAAUCGCAUUUUGAUUAAAAAUAACUAUCCAGUUCAAGUCAUCAAUAAAUUAAUUAAAUGUGUUCAAAAUGAAAAUUUUAAAAAUCGAACUAAAUCACCAAAUAAAUAUAGUAGAAGAAGCUACCAAUUCCUAUCUGAAACAAAAGAUGAAACUGUUAUUCGCGAUACAAAAAUUUAUUCAUCUAUAACUUAUAUUCCUGGACUGAGCGAAUCUUUAGCAAAAAAGUGCGAAUACUUUGUUCCUGAAAUAAAAACUGCCAUGAGACCAAAUAACAAAGUAUCUCAUUUUUUCGCUAAUACAAAAUCAAAGAUUGAGAAAACAAAUAAAAGUGGAGUAGUUUACUCUAUUCCAUGCAAUGACUGCCCAAAAAUAUAUAUUGGUGAAACAAUACAAAAAUUAGGUUGUCGUAUCAAUCAACAUAAAAAUGAAUGCAAGAAAGUCCUCGAAGGCUCAUCUUACAAAAAUAUCGCCGCUUUAGCUGAACAUACUAAACAAAAUGGACAUUCUUUUAAAUUCGAUGAAACUAAAAUUUUGAAAUCUGAAAAUCAAAAGUUUAAAUUACAAGUGCAUGAAGUAAAUCAAAUAAUUAAGUACGAAGAAAUAGCUUGUAAUUUUAAAACUGAUAAAAAAGACUAUAGUAAUACUUACCAUAACUUAAUAGUUAGUUCUUAAAAUAACAUAAAUAUUAAUUUGUUAUAAAUAAUUACUUUAUUUAUUUGUACUCAGUAAUUUGCUUGUUUUGAUUCUUAAUUAAAAAUUAAAAAUCAAAAAUAAAAAUUAAAUCAAUCAUUUCAUAAAUAUUAAUGUUGUAGCCUGUGAAAAUAUUUUAUAUGUUAUAAAUAUAAUUAUAUCAUAGCCCUGAAGAUGAGGUGUAAAUCACCUCGAAAUAUAUUGGCAAAAUAUUAAAAAAUAAAAAAUG